AUGGCGGGUUUAUCACUGAAAUGCGGAGACUGCGGAACCCUAUUAAAGUCUGUAGAGGAAGCGCAGGAGCACGCCGAGCAGACCAAACACGCCAAUUUCGUUGAAUCCACUGAAGCCGUGCUCAAUCUAGUCUGCGUCACCUGUGGCAAGCCCUGCCGAUCCAAAACGGAAAGUGAUUUGCAUACUAAGAGGACAGGACACACCGAGUUUGCAGACAAAACUUCAGAGGCUGCAAAGCCAAUAAGUUUGGAGGCUCCAAAACCAAAAGAUGACGUUGAUAUGUUGGAGGCUGGCGAUGGUAGUAAUAGUAACAAAGAAGAAAUGGUUGUUCCAGAAGUUGAUCAGCAGUUGCUCAUGCAACUUGAGGAAAUGGGGUUUUCUAAGGAAAGGGCAACUAGAGCACUCCACUAUUCAGGCAAUGUUGGCAUUGAGGCUGCUGCAAAUUGGAUAGUUGAACAUGAGAAUGACCCAGACAUAGAUCAAUUGCCAUUGGUAUCCGUCACCACGAAAUCUGAGGCUCCAAAGCCUUCCCUCACUCCAGAAGAAAUUCAUCAGAAACAACAAGAAUUGAGGGAGCGGGCUCGCAAAAAGAAAGAAGAGGAAGAAAAACGAAUGGAAAGAGAGAGAGAAAAGGAAAGAAUUCGGGUCGGUAAGGAACUGCUUGAAGCAAAGCGCAUUGAAGAAGAAAAUGAAAGAAAACGUAUAAUAGCCUUGCGAAAAGCAGAGAAAGAGGAAGAGAAAAGAGCCAGGGAAAAAAUUCGUCAAAAAUUGGAGGAAGAUAAGGCUGAAAGACGACGGAAGCUUGGAUUGCCUCCAGAAGAUCCUGCUGCUGUAAAACCGUCUGCUCCGCCUCCUCCUGUGGAGGAAAAGAAAAGCUCAUUACCUGUCAGGCCAGCUACAAAGGCAGAACAAAUGAGAGAGUGCCUACGAAACCUUAAACAGAAUCAUAAAGAUAAUGAUGCCAAAGUGAAGACGGCUUUUAACACACUGUUUACCUAUGCAAAAAAUGUUGCAACAAAUCCAAACGAGGAGAAAUUCCGCAAAAUUAAACUCAGCAAUCCGGCUUUUCAGGAUAGAGUUGGAAAUCUGAAAGGGGGCAUUGAAUUUCUGGAGCUUUGUGGGUUCGAGAAAAUUGAAGGGGGUGAAUUUUUGUAUCUGCCAAGGGAAAAAGUUGACACUGCGGUACUUCAGUCUGCUGGGAAUGAGCUAAGCAGUGCAAUAAAUAAUCCUUUCUUUGGAGUUCUAUGA
Messenger RNA from Fraxinus pennsylvanica, 1248 nucleotides. Lineage: Eukaryota; Viridiplantae; Streptophyta; Magnoliopsida; Lamiales; Oleaceae. The record is from the annotation of a GenBank genome assembly.